Messenger RNA from Dendrobium catenatum, 671 nucleotides. RefSeq lists its product as uncharacterized. The record is from RefSeq and is a predicted model, not a curated record. The coding region runs from base 134 to 559 and encodes 141 amino acids. Lineage: Eukaryota; Viridiplantae; Streptophyta; Magnoliopsida; Asparagales; Orchidaceae. The transcript has a single exon.
CAUUUUUUGUAAUUUCUUUUAAUUUACCUGGGUAGUUAGCACAAUAAGGAGGCCGCAUAGGAAACUCAAAGUCUGCUUGUAGUAGACCUUCAUCACUGCGACAGCCCCAAUGGAAUAGGCGUCUCCUCCUCCAAUGGAGACACCGCAGUUGGCAAAUAUGGUAAUGAUUACGUGCUCCUUGAUGUUAAACGGCCCAGGAUUCAGAUUAAAACUCCAGCCCCUAAAGAGCCUCACCUCUUUUCUUGGUAGCACCCCAGCCAUGAACCGGCCGAGGGGAAGUGCUGCGAUCUGCAUCAAGAUCGCCGAGAUUGUAAGCGGCUGCGUGCGGAAGGUAAAGAAAGUAUUGAGAAAGAUAAGAAGGACGCAACAAGUUAAGCCGAGGAACCACGCCCGGAAUGUCAUCACUGGCAUCGAUGGAUCAUCGGUCUCCGGAACAACUAGGGCCACCUCCUCCACCGGACACCGCUCUGCCGCCAACUCUUCUGAAGCCAGUGGGGGCGUUAGCUGUUCCUUUCGGACCUUGGGGUCGCCCUUUGAGGCCAUUUGUGAGAGCGAAUGAGCAAUCUUAUUGUAUUAUCCUUCUGUAUUCUGCAGAAGAAGGGAGAGUGUGUGCGGUAUAUAUUGAGAGAGGGCUGCCCGGAGAGAGUGGGCAAAAAGGGUAAAUUUUGGAA